Rosa chinensis is the source of this 791-nucleotide messenger RNA. RefSeq lists its product as uncharacterized. The record is from RefSeq and is a predicted model, not a curated record. The transcript has a single exon. Lineage: Eukaryota; Viridiplantae; Streptophyta; Magnoliopsida; Rosales; Rosaceae. Bases 76 to 606 code for a protein of 176 amino acids.
AAUAGCAUAUUCACAACUCCCACAUCUCAAACUUCAACUCAAUCCCGCUCACAGAAAACCUCCAAAUCCACAACAAUGGAAGCUGCUUACACUUCAUCCUCUUCAAUUACCUCCAAGCAAGCACCACUGCCUUACCACCACUCCUCACUCCACUCCGUCAAGAAAAACUCAGCCAAGCCGUGGCGAAAGCCUGCAGUGGCACCGCUCCCUCCGACCCCUCCACGAGUGUACAAAGUCGACCCCAUCAACUUUCGUGGCCUUGUCCAGAAGCUCACCAGUGCACCCGAGUACCUGAACGAGCCGACUCGGUCGACUAACCUCCAAAGCGUGGCGCCUCCACCGAUCGAAAUCCAAAGAGGACCACCACAUGUUCCUUCUCCGGUUUCAGCUAAGGUUACUGGCAGCACUUCGCCUUUUUCAGUUAUGUACAAGGACUUGGCUGAGACAUUAGGGCUGAGUAGUACUCCUCAUCAUCAGAAGAAGGCAGUGGAUCAAAACAUCACGGGGGACUCGAGCUAUCUGCGGUUGAACUUGUCGCCGGCUUCGCAGCAUUGGUUAUCUUUUCCUAUGUUGAGCCCUGGAACUCUGACCAGUCUGGAACUCUAGCUAUUUAGUACAACUAUACUGCCUAUACUAGCUAGAGAGAAUAUGUAAACCCACUUUCUCGAAUUUGUGGUUUUUUCUUUACUUAUUUUUUGCUUUCAGUUGUAAUGCUAGCUCAGUAUAGAAGCUGUUUGAUUUCAUCAUUGUAGAAAUAUGAGUUUAAUUAAAGUAAAUAAUUUGAGUAUCUA